AUGGUUAUUAUCAUUACCAUUGUGGUUGCUCAAAUCACACAUCUAUACCAUCUUUUAUUCUUAUCCCAUGCUGAAAGAAUUCCUUACCAUACAUCUAUCCUUACCGGCCAAGCAUGGGUAUAUGAACUGAUCAGUGGUCACCCAGACAGGAUCAGUCACAACUUCGGCGUCAACCUUCAAAUUUUUGAUGAGCUGUUAGUGGUUCUUAACUGA
Molecule: messenger RNA, 213 nt
Organism: Suillus clintonianus
Lineage: Eukaryota; Fungi; Basidiomycota; Agaricomycetes; Boletales; Suillaceae
Exons: 1
Coding region: 1-213 (70 amino acids)
Source: RefSeq, a predicted model, not a curated record